AUGGGGCUGGGAGAGGAGAUAUUAUCAAAGGUUACCUUCACGAAUGCCGUGCUGGGUCUCUGCGGCUAUGUCGCUCUCAGGUUUCUCUAUCAAAUCGUAUACUACCAUUUUUUCCACCCGCUGUCCAUCUUCCCGGGUCCCUUCUGGGCGGGCGUGACCCGAUUGUGGCUGGCCUGGCACAGUGUGAGAGAGACAGAGGUGGCUGCGCUGAUUGAAUCGGCGAAAAAAUAUGGCUCGGUUGUUCGAAUCACCCCUACACUCCUCCUCGUGAACGACGUCGAACGGCUUCCAGAUGUGUACCACCGCAAUGCUGACAAGACGGGCCACUAUGUCACCGGAAGUUUCGGCGAGGCAGAGAGUCUUUUCAACAUGCGAUCUCACAAAACCCACGCCGCGUUCCGAAAGCACGUUGCAGGCCCAUACAAUUUUAGCAACGUCAAGAGGAUGGAGCCUCUGAUGGAUGGCAUUAUCCAGGGCUGGCUGCAGAAGCUUGAUGAGAAAUUUGCACAGACAAACCAGUGCUUUGAUUUUACGUGGUGGGCAGUAUACAUGGCAUACGAUGUGAUUAGCGAAGUUGGGUUUGGAGGAUCCUUCGGCUUUGUCGAGCAAGGAAAGGAUGUAGGCGGUCUUAUCCAGGGCUUCCACGACGGCCUGCCUGCCUUUGGGCUGCUCGCUCGUCUCCACCCCUUCACGACAUGGAUCAAGACGACUUUCCUGAAGAAAUAUCUUGUCGCGUCGGCAGCCGACGAUUCUGGGAUCGGCGUGGUGAUGCGCUUCCGCGAUAAACUCAUCGCCCAGCGCCUGCAGGACAUGAAAGAAGGCAAAGACACCGGCCGCGUCGACUUACUGCAAACCUUCCUCGAGGCCCGCACCGACCAAGGCAAGCCCCUCGACAUGGAAUACAUCAAAGCCGAGGUCUUGCUGGUUAUGCUCGCGGGCGCCGACACCACAGGCACCACCUUCCAGUCGAUGGUCCAGUAUUUGCUCGACAACCCACUCAUCUACAAACGCAUGCUGGACGAGAUCGACUCCGCCACCGCCAAGGGUCUCAUCUCCAACAUGCCCCAGUACGAAGAGGUCAUGGCCUAUCUCCCCUUCUACGUCGCCUGCGUGCGCGAAACCCUCCGUCUCUGCCCGCCCGCCCAUAACAUCUUCCCUCGUCACGUCGCCGAACCGGGCAUCGAGCUAGACGGCAAAUUCGCCCCCGGCGGCACAGAGCUCACAGCAACCCCGUACAUCAUCCAUCGCGACCGCUCCCUCUAUGGGCCUGAUGCGGACGAGUUCCGUCCGGACCGCUGGCUGGACGCCGACCGCGCAAAACUCUACACAAAAUAUAACUUCUCUUUCGGCUACGGCUCUCGUAUUUGUCUGGGUAGGGAUAUUGCCAUGAUGGAACUCUUCAAGGCACCGCUUCAGUUCUUCCGCUAUUACGAACCCAAGAUUGUCCCCGGGAAACCUUCUGCCCGUUUCAUCGUCAAGGGUGGCAUAGGCUUCUGGAGAGACAUUUGGUUGACCAUCGUCAAGCGGCCUGUUCAGAAGCAGGCGUAA
Molecule: messenger RNA, 1548 nt
Organism: Penicilliopsis zonata CBS 506.65
Lineage: Eukaryota; Fungi; Ascomycota; Eurotiomycetes; Eurotiales; Aspergillaceae
Exons: 5
Coding region: 1-1548 (515 amino acids)
Molecular function (GO): iron ion binding; oxidoreductase activity, acting on paired donors, with incorporation or reduction of molecular oxygen; heme binding
Source: RefSeq, a predicted model, not a curated record